Molecule: messenger RNA, 1609 nt
Organism: Megalobrama amblycephala (Wuchang bream)
Lineage: Eukaryota; Metazoa; Chordata; Actinopteri; Cypriniformes; Xenocyprididae
Gene: raly
Product: RALY heterogeneous nuclear ribonucleoprotein
Exons: 11
Coding region: 247-1107 (286 amino acids)
Cellular component (GO): nucleus
Molecular function (GO): RNA binding
Source: RefSeq, a predicted model, not a curated record
UCGCAAUGGUUUGCUCCACACCAGCGCUGUUUAUACUGUUGAACCGCUGCUUCCCCCAGUCACUGCGCCGCUGACAGCUCCUCCUCACUCACUAGCUCUUGUUGCUCUUUCAACAUUUUUACUCUCUGACAUUUUCACCGGAUCCCUUACACAGUCCAGGUCACUAUCGCUGGGAACAAGCAGCAUAUCCACAUCCGUCCCCUGGUCACAGAAGAGAUCUGAGAGAAGAAAGACAGUCAUACAGAUAUGGAACGACAUGAGACUGCCGUUCACAUUUCAACCAAGAUGUCACUGAAAGUCCAGACGAGCAACAUUACCAACAAAAAUGACCCCAAGUCGAUCAACUCACGCGUGUUUAUUGGCAACCUGAACACAGCGGUGGUGAAAAAGAGCGACGUAGAGACGAUCUUCUCCAAGUAUGGCAGAGUUUUGGGCUGCUCAGUUCACAAGGGCUACGCCUUCGUUCAAUACGCUAAUGAGAGACACGCUCGUGGAGCAGUCAUUGGAGAAAAUGGACGUGUGCUUGCUGGACAAACCCUCGAUAUUAACAUGGCAGGUGAACCCAAACCCAACAGGCCUAAAGGACUAAAGAGAACUGCAGCAGCAUUAUACGGCGGUUAUGAUUUUGACUAUGAUUACUACAGAGAUGACUUCUAUGACAGACUGUUUGAGUAUCGAGGCAGAGUAUCACCAGUGCCCAGAGCAGUUCCAGUAAAGCGCCCCCGUGUGGCAGUGCCAGUUGUCCGCAGGGUGAAAUCAUUACCUGUCAAGCUCCUGACCAGAUCCACUAUUCUUCCCAACAGCUCUGUCAAACACAAGUUGAAAUCUACCGAGCUGCAAGCUAUCAAAUCAGAACUGACGCAGAUCAAGUCCAACAUUGACGCGCUGCUGGGACGUCUUGACCAGAUCACAGAGGACAAAUACUGUGCCGCAGAGUUGCAGAAGGCAGAUGAAAUGAAGAGCGAACUGUCUCAGGACGAAUCAGGCUCAGAGUCAGAGGAACUGCAGCACAGUGAUGUCGAGGAGGGCGAGGACCACACACACGAGGAGUGUGACGAAGACAUGGAAAACAAUCACAUAUCUGAAAUGGAUCCCAUUCUUCAAUAAAAGCAGGGAGUUGGAAAACACUGUCGACUGGAAACUUUUUUAAUACCACAGACUCAGCGGGAAGACACUGAAACCAACAGGCGCCGUCAAACUCCAGCAUCAGCUGUCAAUGAGACGGACAGCUAAACUAGCUGUUUGGUAGGAGGGAGAUGGGGAUGACAUCCCCUAAACCAGGAAUCCAACAACAUCACUCACUCGACAAACGCCAACAGGGGAUCAAUUUCACAGACAUUCUGCAUUCAUGCUCCCCAGAAAACACAAUUAACAUGCAUUUUUUUCUAUAUUUGGACGCCUCGUAUGUAAAUAACCUGCUCCUAUUUCUGUCCUCCCUUCUUUCCUGUCUGUUUGUGCUUUUGCAAAAAUGUUUUUCGUUUUAUUUAUAUGCCAGUCGGAAUCAGAAAGGUUGGCUGUUUUUAAUUACAUGUGCACAUUUCUUCUGCUUGCACUUUCGAGACUGCAAGAGAUAUUUACAGAUGUAAAUAAACUAUGAUGACUUGUGAAA